Messenger RNA from Ostrinia nubilalis (European corn borer), 1884 nucleotides. It is a transcript of the gene serpin-32, whose product is annotated as serine protease inhibitor 77Ba-like. Gene Ontology annotation, molecular function: serine-type endopeptidase inhibitor activity. NCBI's taxonomy places the organism in Eukaryota, Metazoa, Arthropoda, Insecta, Lepidoptera, Crambidae. The record is from RefSeq and is a predicted model, not a curated record. Bases 68 to 1267 code for a protein of 399 amino acids. The transcript has a single exon.
GUGAGAAGUCCAUUGUGGAUUGGAUCGGUUUGCGUCGGAGUCGAACUUAGUACUAUCUGUGAGUAGAAUGUGGAAGGUUGUAUCAGUGGUGUGCGCGGUUUUCGCGAGCGCGUGCGCAGCGCCGGCAGAAAUACAAAGCUUCGCGCCUAUAAACGAAUUCGCGCUGCAACUACUCGAAAACACUUACGCUUACCAAGACAAUUUUGGCAAUAAGAACAUCGCUAUAUCACCUUUAUCGAUAUGGAGCAUAUUCUCUUUAUUAGCCGAAGGAUCUUCUGGCGAAACGUUCUUGGAAUUAAUGAAAGGAUUAAAACUGCCGAGAGACUUGAGAACGACUCAAGCUUUGCACAGAGCUGUGAAUAAUCAAUUAAAGAGUAACAAAGAAGAUGUCACGUUAAUAGGACAAUCAGCUAUGUUUCCUGAUUGCUCUUUGGAGGUGUUGCCCGAAUUUUGUGAAGCAGCAACGUCUUAUAACACUGACAUUUAUGUGGUGGACCCAUCUAACACCACGAAACUAGCCCACGAUAUUAAUUUGUACGUGUGCCUCGCUACGGAUGGACUAAUUGCCAAUGCAGUAACUCCUGAGCUCCUGACAGAUUUAAGAAUGGUCCUGGUGGAUGCUCUCUACUUCAAAGCAAGCUGGACGUACCAAUUCGACCCGUCCCGAACAAAAGAAAGCUCAUUCUUCAACCUCCAAGGGAAGAACAUAGGAUCAGUGAACAUGAUGUACCAAAAAGCACCACAUAAUAUUGCGUAUCCCGAGCAAAUUGAGGCCCAAGUUUUAGAAAUGACAUACGGGAAGAACGGGCAGUAUUCUAUGAUGAUUUUAUUGCCUUUCAAUGGGGUCCCUACUAACAAAGUUUUGAAGAAUUUGGCUACCAAACCCAUGGAUUGGAUCGCUGAGUUAAGGGAAACUGGCAGUGGCACUGACGUGGAUUGUUUUAUCCCCCGUUUUAAAUUAUCGACUCGUCAGGAUAUGAUAACUCCGUUGCAGUACUCUGGCAUAGUUUCCAUAUUUGAUUCCAAGAAAUCCCAGCUGCCUGGUGUAGCAGACAGUCCUUUGUACGUCACAAAGACGAUUCAGAAUGUUGAGAUUGAAGUCACGGAGGAAGGGACUACGGCAGCAGCGUCAACCGUUGUAGGUUUGGAAAAUCGCAUUCUAGCGCAAAGGUUUGAAGCGAAUAGGGAAUUCAUAUUUUUAAUAAUGGAGAGAAGUUCAAAUGUAAUAUUAUUCGCUGGUGUCUACGGUGAGCCAUCUUUAGAUUGAUUGGUUUUGAAUAUUUGGAAUCUCGAGACGAUGUUUUCUGUGAAGUUGACUAAUUGUAUUAUGAAAAUAAAAUAGAAACAAAAUAAAAUGGACACGCCAUUUUGUUUCUUAUUUUGAUUUCACAUGUAGAUUAAUUUUAUUAUAACUGUAAGCAACAUUCCUGCCACUAAUUAAUUUUGUAGCUAAAUAGCACCUAAGGCUGGGUUGCACCAUCUUACUUUAACUUUGACAAACGUCAGAAAUCUGUCAAACUCCAUACAAAAAGCACCGGUUAUCGUUAUAGUUACGGUCAAAGUUGGUGGUGCAACUCAGCCAAAGUAGGUAGGUAUUACAGCUAGGUACACAAAAUGCCAGUGUUUAGCUAAUGUGCGGUCUUCUGUACCACGAUAGAUUGGGUUCUGCGAUAAUGUCAUCUAUCUAGUUGUCAUAAGAACCUUUUUUAAACUUAAAAGUUAUAUUAUUUCUUUGUGUUCAUGACUGUACAAAUUAAAGUUACCAUUAAUAUUAUGUACCUAUAUUUUUAUUGUUUUCGUUCGCGAAUUGUUAAUAUUUUGUGAUUGGCCAGUCAUAGGAUGUAAUGUAUGAAUUUUUGUACUGAAAUAAAAACGUGUUUUAAA